Messenger RNA from Orbicella faveolata, 1452 nucleotides. RefSeq names its product transcription initiation factor TFIID subunit 11-like. Gene Ontology annotation, biological process: transcription initiation at RNA polymerase II promoter; RNA polymerase II preinitiation complex assembly. NCBI's taxonomy places the organism in Eukaryota, Metazoa, Cnidaria, Anthozoa, Scleractinia, Merulinidae. Gene Ontology annotation, molecular function: protein heterodimerization activity; RNA polymerase II general transcription initiation factor activity. Gene Ontology annotation, cellular component: nucleus; transcription factor TFIID complex. The record is from RefSeq and is a predicted model, not a curated record.
CUGUUCGUUCGGCUACGCCAAAUUAAAGUCGUGUCCAGUCUGUUGAGGAAAGAACAACAGAAGGAGCAAAAAUGGCGGACAAUGUUCCCGAAAGUAGUGGUUCGUUGAAACGAAAACUUGAGGAAGGUGAGACUCAGAAAACAAAAGAUGAAGACAUGGCCUCGCCACCAGCUAAAAUUCGAGCUACAGAUGAUAAAACAAGCGAAGCAGGUCCCGCCAAACCAAAUGCUCCUGAUGUGGAACAGAGCGCUGGAUCAUCAAAUCAAACCAGUGGGGAUAGUAACGGUGAAACGUACGGAGAAAGAGAGAAAAUGCAAUUGCUUGUGUCUUCUUUCUCAGAGGAGCAACUGAACCGCUAUGAAAUGUACAGAAGGGCAGCUUUUCCCAAGGCAGCCAUUAAACGGCUAAUGCAGAGUGUAACAGGAGGGUCAUCAAUUCCUCCAAAUGUUGUCAUAGCCAUGGCAGGAAUAGCCAAGGUCUUUGUGGGAGAAGUUGUAGAGGAAGCUUGUGAUACUAUGGAGCAAUGUAAAGAGAAGGGGCCCAUACAGCCAAAACAUCUGAGAGAAGCUGUCAGAAGGCUAAAACGAAAGGGUCUUGUUCCAAAUACAAGAUAUCAGAAACGGCUAUUUCACAGAUGAACUUUAGUACAACUCUGGAUCAGGAGCGUUAAAAACCAACAGCCAGGGAAUGCGAGAAGUUCUUCACGUGUGAAACUCUGUACUGGAACAGUUGUACAGACUGAAAUAAGUCUGAGUGGUCAACGAACUUAACUUGGAUUAGUCAGCUGGAAGAAUUGGAGAGUUAAUCAAUGACAACCAUGAAAACAAACGUUUAAAAAACGGUGGUUAUGUUGUAAAGCAGGAGGCAACAAGAUUCGAGGACUGGGAUACCAGAAUCCCCGUAGCCAUGUCUAAGGACUUGUAUUUAGUCGUCAUUAUCAGCUUGUAAAAAAAGUUGUUUGGUAACCGAAUGAAAAUAUAAAACAUUAAAAGUUAGUGAUAGGAAAAAAAUGAAUAAUCAUAUGCUCGAGUUAAUUUACUCGUGGUGAAGCUCAGUAGAGCCAGUGAAUUACAAGCCACAUCAGCCUUGGCUGGGUUUCAUGCGGCUGCUCUAUCCUGGUCAAAUUGGAAUUUGGAGAUGUUGACUUUUGUGGAGGGACGAAAACCGGAGAGCCCGGAGAAAAACCGGCCUUCAAGCAAGGCGAGAACCAACAACAAACUCAACCCGCAUAUGGCACCGGGCCGGAAUCGAACCCGAUCACAUUGGUGGGAGCCAGCGCUUUAACCACUGCGCCAACCCUGCUCCUUCACGGGUCCUUCACGGGUCCUUCACGCUUAGGAAUAUUCGUUAGUAGUAGAGGAUAAGUGAAUGUAGUGAAGUUUGGUUUCAUAGAACUUUAAUCGCCUAUAGCUGGUUUUGAUUUGUUUAGUAAUAAAGACGUCUUAAGAGCUU